This is a messenger RNA of Chrysochloris asiatica (Cape golden mole), 3648 nucleotides long. It is a transcript of the gene TACC2, whose product is annotated as transforming, acidic coiled-coil containing protein 2. Gene Ontology annotation, biological process: mitotic spindle organization; cerebral cortex development; cell population proliferation. Gene Ontology annotation, cellular component: cytoplasm. The record is from RefSeq and is a predicted model, not a curated record. The transcript is spliced from 17 exons. NCBI's taxonomy places the organism in Eukaryota, Metazoa, Chordata, Mammalia, Afrosoricida, Chrysochloridae. Bases 86 to 3172 code for a protein of 1028 amino acids.
GGCCGCCCCGGGCUCCCCGCUGGAGGAAUCGCGCCAGGACGCUGGCCCUGCUCGCGGCUAGCCUGCACGCCCGGGCGCAGCGAGGAUGGGAGGGUCGCAGUCCUUGCAGCCACUCCCAGCCAGCGACCUGAACCUGGAGGCUUCUGAGGCCAUGAGUUCUGAUUCGGAAGAAGCAUUCGAGACCCCAGAAUCGACCACCCCUGUCAAAGCUCCCCCGGCCCCACCUCCCCCUCCCCCUGAAGUCAUCCCUGAACCGGAGGUCAGCGCCCCGCCACCUGUGGAAGAACCAGGAUGCGACGCUGAGACUGUCCCCGUCCCUGAUGGCCCUAGCAGUGACCCAGUGGAAGGACACCCUUUCCGCCCCCCAUCACACUCCAUCUCCGCCGUCUUUGAUGAAGACAAGCCCAUCGCCAGCAGCGGCACAUACAACCUAGACUUUGACAACAUUGAGCUGGUGGACAAUUUCCAGACCCCGGAACCCCGCUGCUCAGACCCCAAGGAUCAGGAAUGCAAAGUGAAUGGGCGGAGAAAGUCCACAGACUCUGUCCCAGUCUGUAAGUCCACCUUAUCCCGCUCGCUCAGCCUGCAGGCGGGUGACUUUGAUGGUGCUUCCUGCUUGGGCAGUCCCGAGGCUACAGCACUCACCACCGAUGCACACGGUUCAGGCUCAAACAGUGCUUCUAGUACCCUUAAACGAACUAAAAAACCGAGGCUGCCUUCCCUAAAAAAGAAACAGACCACUAAGAAACCCACAGAAACCCCCCCAGUGAGGGAGACACAACAGGAACCAGCCGAAGAGAGUCUCAUCCCCCGCGAAGAGGAUCCCGCAUCCGAGACAAACACGGAGCCAGCCAAGGUGGAAGAUUCUGGGACAGCCUUAGCGGAGGAGAGUCCCCUAGAAACUGCUGCUGUGCCCCAAGCUGCCUGCCCCCUGGACUCAGAAAGUGCUGAGGGGGCCGUCCCCCAAGCUUUGGGAGGCGGCAGAGUCCAGAACUCACCCCCGGUUGGAAGGAAAGCAUUGUCUUCUGCUGCAGCCCCCGAGGCUGUGGAGGUGACCCCAUCAGACAGUGGGGGACAGGAAGACUCCCCAGCCACAGGGCUCCCUGUGAGGUUGGAGUUUGACUAUUCGGAGGACAAGGGUGGUUGGGACAACGAGCAGGGAACUCCCCCUCCUAUCAAAAAGAUAGGCAAAAAGCCAGUUGCCAAAAUGCCCCUAAGGAGGCCAAAGAUGAAAAAAACACCUGAGAAACUCAGCAACACUCCUGCCUCACCUACCAGGUCCCCUGCUGAGCCCAAUGACAUCCCCAUUGCAAAAGGUACCUACACCUUUGAUAUUGACAAGUGGGAUGACCCCAACUUUAACCCUUUUUCUUCCACUUCAAAAAUGCAGGAAUCUCCCAAACUGCCCCAACAAUCCUACAGCUUUGACCCCAACACCUGUGACGAGUCCACUGAUCCCUUUAAGACAUCCUCUAAGACCCCUAGCUCACCUUCUAAGUCCCCAGCCUCCUUUGAGAUCCCGGCCAGUGCCAUGGACGCCAAUGGAGUGGAAGGGGAUGGGCUCAACAAGCCCGCCAAGAAAAAGAAGACGCCCCUCAAGACUGACACAUUUAGGGUGAAAAAGUCGCCAAAACGGUCUCCUCUCUCUGACCCACCUUCUCAGGACCCCACUCCAGCGGUGACCCCAGAAAGCCCACCAGUGAUCUCAGCGGUGGUCCACGCAACUGAUGAGGAGAAGCUGGCGGUCACCAGCCAGAAGUGGGCAUGCAUGACUGUGGACUUGGAGGCAGAUAAGCAGGACUACCCACAGCCCUCGGACCUGUCCACCUUUGUCAACGAGACCAAGUUCAGUUCACCCACGGAGGAGUUGGAUUAUAGAAACUCCUAUGAAAUCGAAUAUAUGGAGAAACUCGGCACCUCCUUACCUCACGAUGGCGAUGACGACACCCUGAAGAAGCAGGCUUUGUACCUGAUGUUUGAUGCGUCUCAGGAGAGUCCCGUCAAAUCUCCUCCAGUCCGGAUGUCAGAUUCACCGACGCCGUGUUCAGGGUCAAGCUUUGAGGAGACCGAAGCCCUUGUGAAUGCUGGGGCCAAAAUCCAGCACCCCAUCCCACGAGGGCUGGGCCCCAACCAAGAGCCUCACUCUCAGGUGCCGGAGAAGUCUGCCUCAAAAGAUCUGGAGACCAUUGCCUUGGGGACCACUUCAGACCCGAUUGAAAUUACAGCUCCGGAGGGCUCCUUUGUCUCUGCAGACGCCCUCCUCAGCACGCUGGCCCACCCAGCCUCUCUCUGUGGCGCACUUGACUACCUGGAACCCGACUUAGCAGAAAAGAACCCCCCAGUAUUUGCUCAGAAACUUCAGGAGGAGUUAGAAUUUGCCAUCAUGAGGAUAGAAGCCCUGAAACUCGCCAGGCAGAUUGCUCUGGCGUCUCGCAGCCGCCAGGACACAAAGAGAGAGGCUGCUCACCCAGCAGAUGUCUCCAUCUCCAAAACAGCCUUGUACUCACGCAUCGGGACCUGCGAGGCGGAGAAAGCCCCAGGUCAUCUGUUCCAGUCACCUGACUUGGACUCCGCUCUGCAGAUCGCCAGAGCAGAGAUCAUAACCAAGGAGAGAGAGGUCACGGAAUGGAAAGAUAAAUACGAAGAAAGCCGGAGGGAAGUGAUGGAAAUGAGGAAAAUAGUGGCCGAGUAUGAGAAGACCAUCGCUCAGAUGAUAGAGGACGAGCAGCGGGAAAAGUCUGUCUCCCACCACACCAUCCAGCAGCUGGUCCUGGAGAAGGAACAGGCCCUGGCUGACUUGAACUCGGUGGAAAAAUCACUGGCUGACCUUUUCAGGAGAUACGAGAAGAUGAAAGAGGUCCUAGAGGGCUUUCGUAAGAAUGAAGAGGUACUGAAGAAGUGUGCCCAGGAGUACCUGUCCCGCGUGAAGAAGGAGGAGCAACGGUACCAGGCUCUGAAGGUGCACGCAGAGGAGAAACUGGACAGGGCCAACGCUGAGAUUGCACAGGUCCGUGGUAAGGCGCAGCAAGAGCAGGCUGCCUACCAGGCCAGCCUGCGGAAGGAACAGCUGCGUGUGGAUGCACUGGAGGGGGCGCUGGAGCAGAAGAAUAAGGAGAUAGAAGAACUCACCAAGAUUUGUGACGAGCUGAUUGCCAAAAUGGGGAAAAGCUAACUUUGAACCAAAUGUCUGGACUUCACCGUUGCGUGCAAUAUGCCCGUCGGCACACUGCUGUCUCCCCAGCUCCACAGACAGGCUGUUUUAAGACUCUAUAUGCACUACUGUAUUUCCUUUCUAAACGAAGCUGGGUUGGUUAUAUGCAGUACUAAGAAGACGAUCAGAAUGCCUUGCUAUAGGUUUGCAUUUUCCUCAUAUACAUUCAUAGCAAGUUGAUCUCAGAAUUCCUGUAUCAGGGAGACUCUAAUACAGACACAGCACCAACCCUGACCUUGACUUUGCCCUUUGUACCUGAGUUCCCAGGGUGAGCGGCUUUGGGGUUUCUAGCAACAUGGACAGCUUGCAAAGGGACUCUUGCCUUAAGGAGUGCAAACUUGAUCUGCAAUUGCUGAUUGGUUUAAAAAAGAAAAAUGCAUGUUUCCAAUAAAAUUCUCUAUUGUAAAUAAAUUUUUUUUUCCCUUUGGAUCUUGGCA